AUGGAUGAGAAAAGAGCCUCGCAACGAGCCAUGUCCCCAGUCCGCUCCGUCCGCCGUAAUCGGCCUGCCGUCAUCGUAUUCUUCGUCAUAGCAUCUCUAUACACUUUCUGGUUAUGGCAUCCCUUCUCGCCCGUCGGCCUCAACCUCCCGAAUGACGUCUCGCAGCCUGUCGAUGUCAGCGUAGCCGACACUAUCCAUACCACCGACCGACUCGUCCCUCUGGAGGCGCAUAUUAUCAGUAAAUGCCCAGACACAAGGGACGCCCUCCGGUUGUUGAUCCUUCCCGUCAUGCAGCGCGUCCAUGACAAGGUCAACUUUACUCUAUCAUACAUCGGCCGACCAACCGCCAACGACGGCGUCGACUGCAUGCACGGUCCCUCAGAAUGCAUGGGCAACAUUAUCGAACUCUGUGCCCGCGAGCUCUACCCCGAUCCCAAGAUCAACCUCGGUUUCAUCAUGUGCUUGACCCGAGACUACGAAAACAUCCCCGACCGUUCCCUCAUCGAGGACUGCGCCCUUGAGCACGCCAUCGACUUCCAAAAACUAAAUGACUGCGCCGUCAAGGAAGACGGUGCUCACGGCUUGGACCUGCUGCGCACCAGCAUCCAGAGAACCGCAGAUGUAGGUUGCCGCGCAAGUUAA
This is a messenger RNA of Fusarium vanettenii 77-13-4, 642 nucleotides long. RefSeq lists its product as uncharacterized. Bases 1 to 642 code for a protein of 213 amino acids. Lineage: Eukaryota; Fungi; Ascomycota; Sordariomycetes; Hypocreales; Nectriaceae. The transcript is spliced from 3 exons. The record is from RefSeq and is a predicted model, not a curated record. Gene Ontology annotation, molecular function: oxidoreductase activity, acting on a sulfur group of donors, disulfide as acceptor.